CAGAGGGAAAGGAGCCGGAGGCAGGAGCAGAGCCCAUAUAAACCUCAGGUGAGGUGUGGCGUACCAGAUGUCGUUUUAAUGAUUUUAUGUAGGUUUUUUAAAAGACGAAUGGAUUAAUGAAGAAAAAUUUUAGCGAAGAAAGGGGAGGAAGAAAUGGAGCCAUUUGGAACAAACUGAGAUCUUCCCCCACACCGCUCGGGUCAUGGGCAAGACAGACACAUUCAGCACCGGUUUCACCAUCAGCUGUCUUCUGGGGUUGUAAAAGCACUCCCUGAAAGCUCCCCUCCAGACCUCUCCGUUAACCUACCCUGUGCUGCUUGGCAAUGGUUGCUGCAGAGAAGAUUUAUGAAAUUCCUGUCAAUUCCCAACCACCGAGUGGAUACUGAGCCUGUGGAAAGGCCUGGGGAGUCAGGAGAAAGGAGCAAGUAGGAAGAGGACGAAAACACACAAUCUGCUGGACCUUCCCCUCCCGCCCCCCUUGCAAAGAAAGGAUUUACAGCUCAACCUUGCACCAGCUGUUCCUCGGCUUUAACAGUCAAGAGAGAAAUAAAUAAAAUUAAACAGCCACCACCAGCCAGCCGGUCCUGGAUCCCAGUGAAAUCAGGGAGAGUGUUCUGUGACCCCCUCCAGCGAGGGGGAGGAGGAGGAGGAAGCACAGCAGAUUGCUUGCGAGACAACCCCCCUCUUCCCACACAGCGACCGGAGGGGGCUGCAGCACAGCAGAGGGCAGAUUAAAAAAGGAGAAGUGGCUUCCUUGAGACUCCCGGUGUGGCUUUUUUGCAAGAAGUUUCCCGGUGUCUUGCUCUCCCGCAGGGUGCUGGCUUGGGGGGAAGGUGUGCCCAGCCCCUCUCCUGGCACCCCGAGCCGUCCCUUCCCUCGGAGCUGGCUGCUGCCACCAGCCGUGGGGGACCCACUUUCUGCGGGCUGUUGCCUGACUGAGGGAAGCUCGUAAAGGCUCUUGGCAGUUUUAAAGCCAAAUCCCGUUCUCUGUUCUGAAUUUUUAAUGUUUUUAAACCUCCUUCCCUGCGAACCCUUGUGGGGCAGGGUGUAGGCUGGACUCCUCUCCUGGGCCCCGGAGGCUGCCCUGGACUUCUCCGGACUGUCGGCCCGGGUCAGAGCCUGCCCUGGGAGCAAGCACCGAGGCUGGGUAGCAGUUUGCCCCCGUCCCUCUCCCCUCCCCUUCUCAUCUCGCACCGAGUCCCGCUGGGCCUGGGCUAUGCUGCGGGGCGGAUCCCCCACCACAGCUCCAACAUGCCAGCAGCAUCCGGAAAAAGAUUCAAACCCAGCAAAUACGUCCCAGUCUCAGCUGCUGCCAUCUUCCUAGUGGGAGCCACCACCCUCUUCUUUGCCUUCACGUGCCCAGGGCUCAGUCUGUACGUCUCCCCAGUCAUUCCUGUCUACAAUGCCAUUGUCUUCCUCUUCGUGCUGGCCAACUUCAGCAUGGCCACCUUCAUGGACCCAGGCAUAUUCCCACGAGCUGAGGAGGACGAGGACAAGGAGGACGACUUCCGAGCUCCGCUCUACAAGACGGUGGAGAUCAAGGGCAUUCAGGUGCGCAUGAAGUGGUGCGCAACCUGCCGCUUCUACCGGCCGCCGCGCUGCUCCCACUGCAGCGUCUGCGACAACUGUGUGGAGGAGUUUGACCAUCACUGUCCCUGGGUCAACAACUGCAUCGGGCGGCGCAAUUACCGUUACUUCUUCCUCUUCUUGUUGUCGCUCACCACGCACAUCAUGGGAGUGUUCGGUUUUGGCCUGCUCUACGUCCUCUACCAGGUGGAGGAGCUCUCCGGCGUCCGCAUGGCCGUCACCAUGGUGUGCACUUUGUCUCUGCAGUCCAAAGGAAGCCUGGAGGUGACGGAGAGCCAGUCUGCUGACGCCGAACCACCCCCCCCACCUAAGCCAGACCUCAGCCGCUACACGGGCCUGAGGACACACUUAACCCUGGCCACCAACGAGGACAGCAGCCUGCUAGGCAAGGACAGCCCCCCGACCCCCACCAUGUACAAGUACCGGCCCGGCUACAGCAGCAGCAGCAGCUCAGCAGCUCUCCCCCACUCCACCAGCGCCAAGCUGAGCCGAGUGAACAGCCUGAAGGAGCCCAACUCCAUCUGCGAGAGCAGCCGCCAGCCCAACUACCGCUCGGAGCCGAGCCUGGAGCCUGAGAGCUUCCGCUCACCCACCUUUGGCAAGAGCUUCCACUUUGACCCGCUCUCCAGCGGCUCCCGCUCCUCCAGCCUCAAGUCGGCCCAGGGCACGGGCUUUGAGAUGGGCCACCUCCAGUCGAUCCGCUCCGAGGGCACCACCUCCACCUCCUACAAGAGCCUGGUGAACCAGACGCGCAACGGCAGCCUGUCAUAUGACAGCCUGCUGACACCCUCCGACAGCCCCGACUUCGAGUCCGUGCAGGCGGGCCCGGAGCCCGACCCGCCGGUGGGUUACACCUCGCCCUUCCUCUCGGCCCGCAUCGCCCAGCAGAGAGAGACCGAUCUGCACGGCCGCUUCGCUGGCGCCGUCUCCCCCAAGCAUGCGCCACCCCGCGAGCCCUCGCCCGUGCGCUAUGACAAUCUCUCCCGCCACAUCGUGGCCUCCAUCCAGGAGCGGGAGAAGCUGCUGCAGCAGCCGCCGGCCACGGGCAAGGAGGAGGAUGCGGGGCUGGUGGACUCGGGCCUCCAGUCAACACCAGGCUCCAGCAAUGCCCCCCGCACCAGCUCCUCCUCGGACGAUUCGAAGCGCUCACCCCUGGGCAAGAACCCACUCACCCGCCCGUUCAGGGAAGAGGAAGGCCAGCGGGGUGCAUCCCUGUAA
Molecule: messenger RNA, 2805 nt
Organism: Athene cunicularia (burrowing owl)
Lineage: Eukaryota; Metazoa; Chordata; Aves; Strigiformes; Strigidae
Gene: ZDHHC5
Product: zinc finger DHHC-type containing 5
Exons: 10
Coding region: 1252-2805 (517 amino acids)
Biological process (GO): protein palmitoylation
Molecular function (GO): palmitoyltransferase activity
Source: RefSeq, a predicted model, not a curated record